Scatophagus argus is the source of this 6399-nucleotide messenger RNA. RefSeq names its product connector enhancer of kinase suppressor of Ras 2a (gene cnksr2a). Gene Ontology annotation, biological process: regulation of signal transduction. The coding region runs from base 295 to 3336 and encodes 1013 amino acids. Gene Ontology annotation, molecular function: protein binding. NCBI's taxonomy places the organism in Eukaryota, Metazoa, Chordata, Actinopteri, Scatophagidae. The record is from RefSeq and is a predicted model, not a curated record. Gene Ontology annotation, cellular component: cytoplasm; membrane. The transcript is spliced from 24 exons.
AGGAGAAAGAGACACAUGUCAGACCGGAUCGAGCAGGGGAAUGUACCGGAUUCCGCUGCACAUGCCCGGGCUGUCCGGCACUGAGGGCUGCGCUGCGUUAACGGGAUACGACACCGGGCUGAACCAGGGGCGGGAGGACCGGACUGGGAUAGUGUGAAAGGGAGUCACCUGGCUGCGCGGAGGGAGAGGAGGACGGGAGGGUCUCAGGGGGAGCUGUGCCCAGCUAUCAGAGCUUUUGUUUUGUGUUAACAACACUGCUUCUGCGCAACGGAGUGUCGGCGCAAAGUUUCCUCGAUGGCGCUGGUGAUGGAGCCGGUGAGCAAAUGGAGCACGAGCCAGGUGGUGGACUGGAUGAAGGGUCUGGAUGACUGCUUGCAGCAAUAUGUGGGUGUGUUUGAGCGUGGAGGUGUGUGCGGGGAGAGGCUGCUGAGGAUUAGCCACGCCGAGCUAGAGGAGCUGGGAGUUUCUCGCAUUGGACACCAGGAGCUCAUUCUGGAGGCUGUCGACUUGCUCUGUGCUCUGAACUCAGGUCUGGAGACUGAGAGUGUCAGGACUCUGGCGCACAAACUUGGCGCCUCAGCCAAAAACCUGCAAAACUUCAUUUCCGGCCGCCGCCGCAGCAGCCAAUCAGAGAGCAGGUCCUCGCGGCGACUCCCCAACGAUCUGCUGACCUCUGUGGUCGACCUUAUCACCGCCGCCAAGAGCCUGCUAGCGUGGCUGGAUAGGUCUCCCUUUGCUGCAGUGGCAGACUACUCAGUAACCCGAAAUAAUGUCAUUCAGCUCUGCCUGGAGCUCACCACCAUUGUACAGCAGGACUGUACGGUGUUUGAGACUGAGAACAAAAUCCUUCAUGUGUGCAAAACUCUUUCGGAGGUGUGUGAGCACAUUGUUUGUGUGUCAUCGGACCCGCUGGUAUCUCAGUCAGCCCACCUGGAGCUGGUUCACCUCACCAACAUCAAACCCUCUGAAGGCCUGGGAAUGUACAUCAAAUCGACCUAUGAUGGCCUCCAUGUGAUCACAGGAACCACUGAAGGGUCUCCAGCUGACCGCUGUAAGAAGAUCCAUGCGGGAGAUGAAGUCAUUCAAGUCAAUCACCAGACUGUGGUGGGCUGGCAGUUACGCAACCUGGUCGGCUCACUGAGGGCCGAUAAAGGCGUCGUGUCCCUGACCCUGAAGAAGCGUCCCCAGAGCACGCUUAGCUCCGCCCCUGCUCUGCUGAAGAACAUGCGCUGGAAACCCCUAGCUCUGCAGCCCACCAGAAGCCCAGGCAGCAGUUCUGCCACACCCUCAGGCACACCCACCAAGAGCUCCGCCCUCCAGGACCUUCAUAUCCCCCCUCCACCUGCUGAGCCAUACACACCCAGAGAUGAGACAGGAGCCUUAUCUGGAGAUGAGGCAUCUCGUAACCAUGGUGGUGUCAGCGCCGCUAAGCGCUCUGAAUCACCAAACUCCUUCCUGGAUCAGGAGUCUCGCCGGAGAGAUGAGGAGGAUCCUGUGUACUGCACCACGCCAACAUAUGGUAGGCUGAGGCCCAUCUCCAUGCCUGUGGAGUGUAACUGGGUGGGCGACUAUGAAGACCCAGCCAAGCUUAACAGAGAAAGCCGCAGAGAAGCGUCGCUGAUGCGUUAUGUUGGACUGUCCGGUGUGGACGAGAGGACCAGCUCAGAAGACUACUCUUCCCACACAGCGCGUCCGGGCAAACGGUCCAGCGACACGGCUAAACGUGCCAAGAGGCGGAGCCACCACAGCCAAAGCCCCUCCCACUACGUCCUCCAGACAAACCAGAGAGACUCUCCCCCGCGAGACCCUGCCUCCAUUUAUCAUACGUACCAACAGCCCUCCUCUCUGCAGUCAAAGACCAGGAAGAAGAACAAAGGACGAAAUCUGGCCUCUUUGAGUCGGAGGCGUGUUUCCUGCAAGGCGUUGGGCAGAGGAGACUGCGAGGGCUGGCUGUGGAGAAAGAGAGACGCAAAGGGUUAUUUUUCUCAGAAAUGGAAGAAGUACUGGUUUGUUUUGAAGGACAACUGCCUGUACUGGUACAUCAAUGAGGAGGAUGAGAAGGCGGAGGGUUUUGUCAGUCUUCCAGAGUUUAAGAUCGACCGAGCCAGUGAAUGUCGUAAGAAGUAUGCUUUCAAAGCAUGUCACCCGAAGGUCAAGAGUUUCUACUUUGCAGCAGAUGGAGUGGAUGACAUGAACAGAUGGCUGAGUCGUCUCAACAUGGCCGCUGUGGGCUACGCUGAGCGGGAGAGGAUGCGCCAGGAGCAGGAUUACUGGAGUGAGAGUGAGCAUGAGGAUGACACUACCUCCAGCCCCAAACAGGACAGUCCCCCACCUCCAUAUGAUACCUACCCACGGCCUCCAUCAAUGAGUGCCUACUUGGAAGGCCGGACCACUCGUCUGUCUUCCACGGAGACGUCUCGCUCUCGUUCUUCCCAAGAGGACUUCCUCUGUGGCGAGCCGCCCACAGUGGCUGCAGAGCCACAGUACCAUCCUGGUCCUCUAGUGGGAGGCACUACACAUAGUGGGAGAAAGCCAGGGGGCAGCAGCAGCAGCGAUGUGCAGUACAGAUGUGAACCUGUAGAGUACCGUUCCAGUCCUGCGGGGGGCAGCAGUGAAACGGGGUCUCCUGGCCGCUCGUCCUCAUCUCAGAGACGUUCCUGGCAGGAUCUGAUAGAGACACCACUGACCGAGGCUGGACUGCACUACCUACAAACUGGACCGCUAGAGGACGCAGUAUUUGCGGAGUCUGGUCCGGGUGGGGGGACUAUGAUGGCUGGAGCUGUUUACACUCUUCCUGCACAAAGGAAUGUCCCGUUGCCCAUGGCAAUGCAGAGGCUGAUUCCUAUGGCAACCCAGGGAGGGAAACCCCGCAGCUUCACACUGCCACGAGACAGCAACCUACACACACUCCUCUCACCCCCUGCAAAAGAAGAACAGCAGACACGUAACGGUGGCAGCGAGGGUGCAUCCCUUGGCGACCUGUUUCGUGCGUGCGAGCAGGGCGGGGUGUGUCCUCUUGGCCGUGGCUCGGAAGGCAAAGGCCAGUCAGAGUUCAGACAGUCUUUCCUCCGACGGGCGGCCGACCCUCAGCUCAACGAGCGUCUGCACCGCCUCCGCAUACUGACGUCCACGCUGAAGGACAGGGAGGGGGAGCUAGCGCUGAUUGAAAGGCUAUUGGCCAGUCCCCAGCUGUCGUCGGCAGAGUUCCAGGAGUGGAAAAGAGCCUAUCAGGAGCUGUUCUCUCAGGAGCCAGACUCGACCGCUGAUUCAGACCCUGGCCCGCCCCUCACCCCCUCACUCUCUCACACACACUCCUACAUCGAGACCCACGUCUGACCUGUAAAACACACUCACCUCACACACGCUUAAGUUGCUCACAUCUCCUGGUUCAGGAAAGAGUUGAACAAACGGCAGUGGACGUUUGGGUGCAUCAGGGUCGCGAUCAGUGAUGGAAUUUGUCCAAAGAGGAGGCUAGGGACAGCUUGACUUCAUAUCCAGAUAUGCUUUCAGCAGCCGCAGUCUACAAGUGCAACAUGACAGCUUUGUGAGGAGACGCCCGUGUGGCCCUCAUGUCAUAUCAAUCCGCAAGCUGAUUGGUUAUGCCACUCCAGCUGGCUCGGGGGCGGACGAUAAACUGGUCCUUAAAUAUUACAUGUUAGCUUUUGUGCUGUUAAAUACUCUCCAUGGAAAACGCCAUAUACAGAAGCAACAAAACUUACUUUGGACGUCAGUUUGGUCCUCCUGACAAGAACAGAGAUGUUAGAAUAGCUCCUUCAUGAGCCACCAUUGUCAGUAUUUCAUCCUGCUUAUUGUGGCAUGUUUAUACUGACUGCACAGUGUUUCAUAGACAGUCUCACAGCCACAGAGUGACACAUAUUAUAUACUAUCAAGCCUUAUACUUGAUGUCUAUGAUGAUAUUUUCUGUACAGUGGAUGUUACUGCAAACAACAUUUAGCACAGUUUCUUUUUUAAAAUCAUCUAGUUUCUAGUUAUAAAUAUGUUUGUCAGUGCUGAUUUGGUAGAAGUACUGUGCUGGGCUGGACCUGAAGCAUGCACACUCCUGGAAUGGGACCCAUUUAAAGGAAAAACCCACCCUAAAAAUACUUUAACACUGUUUUCACAGCUAGUGAGCCCACACUGUGAUAUGUUUCUGUUGUUCUUGCCCAAAAUUGAGUUUCCCUGUACACUCCCUGUCAUGCUGCUACUUCAUUUUCACUGUCAGUUUGACUUUAUCUCUCAGAGUGUUGUCUCAGAAUGUAAAUGUUAAUACCAUUCAAUUAAUUUUACAUUUAAUAUCACCUGCUUUAUAGAGCUCAUUAAUUCAUAUCUAAACGUAAAUACCUCCUUUAAAUUGUAUCGACAGAAAUCUUAAACAUUUUCAGUUAAAUAUUCUAACUUACAAGAAUUCAUUAUUCUUAUAUAUAAUAGUUUUAUGCAGUUAUAUCUCCAUAAACACAGCUCAUGUUCAAAAAAGGCAUCCAUAAUAAUAACUGCAUGAACAAACUGUAAUGCAAUCUGUAAACUGUAAUCCCCCGAUCCAGUGAUAUCACAUUUUUUUUCAAGCCUGUCUGAGUCACUACUGAUGCAUCUUGAUGUACAUUGAAAGGUCUUCCUGCUGUUCAUAAUGGCACAAUAGAUCCAUGCGAAAGUAUUUUUAGUGUAAGAAAUGGACAGAAUCCACCAUCCAGGAUAAAACUACAUAAUGCAAAAAUUCAGACUGGAAAUUUGAUUAAAAAAAAUGCCCAUUUGACCUGUCUAACUCUGUAGAAGCUUUCUUCAGCAGACCUUCAUAAUGCAACCUACCUAACCCUUAUCCCUAAUCAUUUACCAAAGGGUUUGUUGAGGUAACAUUAUCAAAACUUUGCAGCUCUAAGGACUGAGGAAAGUUGAUUGUCCCCUCUGUUUUGUAGAAAUUUUAACCUAACGUUGGUUUGAUAUGCAGAUUUCAUUUGAUUAUUUAAUUUUAUGAGACAGUUUAUUGACAGUGUGUUAGUCAUUGUGUACACGAGGAAUACCUUAAAAUGCUACAAAUGCUGUUUGUGUUUGGACCUGUUUUCUAUCUUUUCUUUUUUUUCCCUUUGAUUUCCAGCAGUUUAAAUGGGCAUCCUCACUAGGAGGUGGUGUUAAACCUGACAUUAUGGCAACCGCAUAUAUAUGAGUAAGCAACAAGUGGUUCAUGAAAGGUUGUUCUGGCGGCCUCAUAAAAGCAUCCUGAGAAACACAAAAACAUCUCUAACUUAAGUAGUCAUAAAAUCACAGAUUAAGUCCUCAAACUUUCUGGACUGAUUAUCUUUUAUAUAACAGUGUAAAAGUUUCUAAGGGUGGAUUUUUCCCCAGAGGCUCUCUGUAUCCUGCAUGCCACAUAGAGAAUAUAAGAAGAUAAUUUGCAUAAGAACUGAAAUAUGGAUCUAAUAAAAAUAUAUUAGUUUGUUAUUUGUAAGCUGCUGGCAAAUGACUUCAUACUCAGAGACACUGCACUAAACUAUAAAAGCAAUUGUAUACACAAAUGCACACAAAGACAUGCGCACAUGCUAAUAAACAACAAACAAACACAGUCUGAAUGCUCUUUCUAUGCUGCUGCCCGUGGUUGGUUGUAGUAGCAUGUCUUUGUUGUAGAUAAACACAAUAUUCCUUUUCUGUUUUUGUGUUUGAAAUCUCUAGAUACAGUAGAUCUCUCUUUAUAGAGUGCAAAGUGUCUUGGAUAAUGUUCUCUAAUUCUAUCAGGUUUUUUGGACAGUUGCGUAAAGAUUGUUUAAUGUUCUAUAAAUUAUGGUAAAAUAACAGUAUUUAUUUACGUGAUCAAUCUGCGUGUUUUGUUGGAAGAAGAGGGUGGAUCAAUAAAGUGUGGUCGUUUGGCUGAAGUUGUAUUUGUGGUUUGUUUUCGUUUCGGUGGACGGUGAUAAAGGAGAGGAGGCUGACAGGAUGCAAUGAGGGAUGCUGAGCGCCGGUAACAGCUGCUGCUGUCAACAAGAGACACUGAGAGAGAGACCAUAACAAACCAAGAGAGAUCAUCUGGUUUAGAGACUCAACUCUGCUCCUUCUCCCAGCUGAACUGUCCCAAUCCCUGCCCAUUUCCCUCAACGCUAUAAUCACAGCUGAACAAAAUCUGCAUCAGCUCUACUGCAGGAGGACUAAAUUGAGACCCGUAAUUGUUUUAGUUUAUCUGACAUUAUUACAUUAUGUUUCCACGCUACUUUUUAUGUACAUUUUCAGGUUUCAGUGGCGAUGAAAUUUAACAAAAGCUAUUCCACUUUGCUGAGUUGGAAAAGAUGUUAAAAAAAUGCAAUAAAUGUCUCCACCUCCUCCUACUGUAAAAAAGUGAAGACUGCAACUGAGCAGGAGUGUUUGGGCAGUGGAGCCAUGGGAUCAAGUUCCCGUCCAUACACCAAUCUGACCCAA